ACUUAUAUUAUGACGGAACAAGAGAUGUAGAGAAGGAGGAGUAAUAAAUCCGCAAAUAUAUGACUCUGAAAUUUUCUAUGAACUUUGUUAUUCAUAUUUUUAUCAUUCUCUCUUCUUCGAUCUGUAUUUUUAUUUUCUGCUACAACAUCCAAGCAAAGAAAAAAAUAUCCCAUAUUUCAUAUAAUUUAAUAUUUUAUGAAUUAAAAAUCAGAAAAAUAUUUCUCUAUGUCCUUUUUAUUGCUCUCAAAGUAUUAAUUUGAGAUAUUAAUUAGGUUUUUUCCUUUGCAUUCUCGUAUAUUGUAAAAAAAUUGUUACAUAAAACAACAUGUAUUCGAGUCAAUUCGUAGUGAUAUUAGUAUGUGAUUAAUAUGCGAAGUGAAAACGUGACGUAGUUGGGGAAACAAGAUUAUUCACUUUCCGAAAAGAAUGUCACUACGAGAAGAAAUUACAUUUUUUAUAACGUUAACUCGCCCCUCAUGACCGCGUGAAACAAAACGACCUUGUACUUUAUAUACUUUAUAGCCGCACGACAGGACUUCAGGAUCUACGAGAGUUGUGGCUUUUAUAUCGGAUUAUCCAAACGACGUGUCCUGCACACAAAUCACAUUUGCGUAACCGUUGCUCAUGAAUGCCAUUUAGAUAAGCGAAUAACAGGUACAUACAUUGUUAAUUAAUCGGAUAAUUCUGCAUGAAAGAAAGAUAUUAUUAUACAAAUUGCAAAAUGUAAACGUAUUUUUAAAUUACGUGUAAAAUAAAAGAAAAUAUUGCCAGUAAUAAAGAAGAUUCAGAGAGAAAUGGCGCAAUUAGCAUAUCAAACAGAAUUUUAACUUUUAUAUCCCUUCGACUUAUCCGCAAAAAUAUCGUUAUGAGAUUCGCCUCGAGCUAUUGAUGCUGAAUAAAAAAUGAGAUAUAUCCUAUAUUAUAUACAGAAAUUAAGUUAUAUUUAAAUCAAUUUCUUUUUAAAAGAAAUUUACAUUUUAUACGAUAUAAAAAAGUUGACAGCGCAUUCAGUAUAUAGCUAAAGUCUUGUAUCAAUGACAUUCACCAGCGUUCCGCUUCUAUUGCUACCAAAAGAUAGCCCCAUUUCCGAACCACGUGACGCACAUCGGUCACGUCGAGUGACCUUUGGCAGCGGCCCGAUUCUGCAAAUGUGAGGAUUGGCUGGCAAGAGAGGAUCGGGCCGUAGGCGACGCGACGUAACACGUCGUUGAAACGUGGUCGUAAACGAGGGGAAAACGACGACGACGAUGGGAAAAAGGGUAAAAUCAAUACUAUGGUACCCGCGGGGACCGCGAACGGCGCUCGUCGCGACGACGAGGAGGAGGAGAUAUGCGUGUGCGUGUACAGCUGGAUCGCGAAGACCGGCGCGGCAUCUCUCCUCCAGGAUAUCUGGUCCACGUCGGGCUGCCCUUGUCAUCCCGAGCCACUUGUCGACCGGUCAACCGGUGUGCGUCCACCAUCAUGCCGUAUUAUAUUUUCCUCCUGUCGCUUUUGUUCGCUGUCGCUACAGAGGCGAACGUCUAUUUGCCCUCGAUCAAGGAGGAGAAUCUGUUGACCGACGCCCUUCUUCGAGAACUAAUCAAUCAGAUGGGAAAUGACCUCGCCAACGCAGCCGACACAUAUCUGGAAUAUCCGGAGAAAGUCAAGGAACUUCCCGUAGAGUUGCCGGCUGAUUACGAUGGCAUAGACACGCUGAAUCCGAAUCCGAGUAUACGGGAUCAGGAGUACCUACGACACAGCACGCUGUGGAGUCAUCAACGUAUUAAUAACAAUAAUAAUAAAGGCAAUGAUAGACACAGGAUUCAAUCGACCAGUCUGAAAGGGAUCAAGGACGAGAAGACGGAAAAUCCUUUACCGGCUUAUUGCACUCCUCCGAAUCCCUGUCCAGUUGGAUACACGACUGAGAAUAAUUGUCUCAUCAAUUUCGAGAACACUGCGGCUUUUAGUCGCGAUUAUCAGAGUGCACAGGAUUGCAUGUGCGACACGGAACACAUGUUAGAAUGCUCUAGCGAUACCGAAAAUAACAAUGGUCUAUCAAACGUGCAAAUUUCGAAUUCCGAUAUCGAUCAAAUCGUCGAACAAUUCCAGGUCGACAAAUUUCAGGAAGAGAACCCGUUUUUUCAAGGGGAGAAAUUACCGAUAGCUGCGAAGAAAGGUAUACACGUGGUUGAUUAAUCAGAAACUGUAAACAAACGAUCGCUCGAGGGGAAAAUGAAAACAUAUACCAUAAACUUUUUCAUUAAAGUUCAUAAAGUUUCGAAUGUAUACUGAAAGAAAUUGAAAAUCUAAAACCAAACUUUUAAUUUUGACAUAAAUAGUCAAACUCAUAAUAGUUGUAAACGAUUCACCUAUCAAAUAAUAAACAAAAUACACGCAUUUACGCAGCGUUAAAGCGUUAAACAUUGUGAAAUAUUGUACGUUUUCCAAAAGUCUGAUGAUGUACACGAACGAAAUUCUUAAAUGGACCAUGGCUCUUUAUCGGUUAACAUUAAAUUAUAUGUAUAUACAUAUAUAUACAGAUACAUUUUCUUCUCAUACAGCUGUUAACAUGUAUAGAAAUUUUAUCAGAUACAUAUAAUUAUAUAAACGUAUAUACAUUUUAACGUUAUAAAAUCUACAGUUUCAUACAAGUUUCAUUCAGUUUAGUGACAAUUUUUCGGCACAUAUUGAUAUUUUCAAUCCAUGAGAAUGCAUAAAAGUGUUUUGUGAGAUUUGCAAAGUUUGAAAAUACUUUGCAAUAUUUAUAAAACAUUUCCUAUAUUCAAUAGCGAUUGAAUACUCCAUUAAACUUUACAUAUCCAAAUAUUCAAAUUAUACAUGAAGGAAUUUUAUUAUUAUGUAAAUGUCAACAUAUAAAAUAAUCCUGGUAUAGUAAAAACUUUAUAAA
Cataglyphis hispanica is the source of this 2887-nucleotide messenger RNA. RefSeq lists its product as uncharacterized. Gene Ontology annotation, cellular component: secretory granule. Bases 1330 to 2175 code for a protein of 281 amino acids. The transcript has 5 exons. Gene Ontology annotation, molecular function: enzyme regulator activity. Gene Ontology annotation, biological process: regulation of hormone secretion; neuropeptide signaling pathway. NCBI's taxonomy places the organism in Eukaryota, Metazoa, Arthropoda, Insecta, Hymenoptera, Formicidae. The record is from RefSeq and is a predicted model, not a curated record.